This is a messenger RNA of Geosmithia morbida, 414 nucleotides long. RefSeq names its product Glutathione-dependent formaldehyde-activating enzyme. The coding region runs from base 1 to 414 and encodes 137 amino acids. The transcript has 4 exons. Lineage: Eukaryota; Fungi; Ascomycota; Sordariomycetes; Hypocreales; Bionectriaceae. Gene Ontology annotation, molecular function: carbon-sulfur lyase activity. The record is from RefSeq and is a predicted model, not a curated record.
AUGGCCACUAAGGGAAGUUGCAUGUGCGGGGAGAUUAAGUUUGAUAGCACCAGUGAACCACUAUCAACGGCUCUUUGCCAUUGCACCGACUGCCAGAAGUGGAGUGGAAGCGCCUUUACGUCUAACGCCAUCGUACCCCGCGAUUCCUUUACUGUCACUCAUGGAACUCCCAAGUCAUACGACGUGACGGGCGAUUCUGGAAAGAUUAACAAGCACCACUUUUGCGCGAAUUGCGGCUCCAGUCUGUACACGGAGCUCGAGAUUCUGCCUGGUGUGACUAUUAUCAAGGCCGGAACGCUCGACGGUGGUGCUGCUAACCUGGCUGGAAAGCCCAGUGUCGAGUUUUACUGCAAGAGUCGCGUCCAGUAUCUCACAGGCCUGGAUGGUGUCGUCCAGGAGUCUAUGCUGGGCUGA